AUGCGUAUCUCUUUCGCUGCUGUCUUGGCUACCCUGGCUGUCGGUGCCGUUGCUACCGAGGUGGAACAAACCGUCUACGUCACUGAAUAUGCCACCAUCUGCCAGGCCACCUCUCUGCCCUCUGGUAUUCCCACAGCGCCCGCCAUCACCGUAUCCAACGGAGUCACUUACUCGAUCUCUCGUCCUCUGAUCACCUCCACAGUCACUCACUGCGAGAAGUGCUCCACUAGUGUCCCCGUCAUCCCCGUGCCAACCGCAGUCAGCCCCAACCCCAGCGGCUCCGUGGUCAUUCCCUCCAGCAGCCCCGUCUCCUCGACGCCGCUGAUCCCCAGCGGCUCUGUUCCUGUUCCUUCGGGCGUUUCUCCUUCUGGCUCGGCCACCACCCCCGCCACUCCCCUCUUCACUGCCGGUGCCUCGCGCGCUGCCGUCGGUGCUGGCGCUGGUCUGGCUACUGUCUUCGGUCUAGUCGCCUACCUCUUGUAA
This is a messenger RNA of Aspergillus tanneri, 483 nucleotides long. RefSeq names its product putative GPI anchored protein. The transcript is spliced from 3 exons. The coding region runs from base 1 to 483 and encodes 160 amino acids. NCBI's taxonomy places the organism in Eukaryota, Fungi, Ascomycota, Eurotiomycetes, Eurotiales, Aspergillaceae. The record is from RefSeq and is a predicted model, not a curated record.